UCCCGCAAGUUGUUUGCGCAGACAUCAGUCAUCCGCGGUCCCAUUGUGCACCCAGGAUUGAUCCGCAGUCCGCACAGCCUGCCUCACGGGCGUGUGCUCCCAGCGCCGCGCCUUCCGUGAGCCCCGCGCUGGCGCAGCCGCCGCCGCCGCCGCCGCCGGCGGGCGCGAUGCCGGGAUGGGCCUGAUCUGGCUUCUGCUGCUUAGCUUGCUGGAACCCGGCUGGCCCGCGACGGGGCCCGGGACGCGGCUGCGGCGCGAUGCGGGCGGCCGCGGCGGAGUCUACGAGCACCUCGGCGGGGCGCCCCGGCGCCGCAAGCUCUACUGCGCCACCAAGUACCACCUCCAGCUGCACCCGAGCGGCCGCGUGAACGGCAGCCUGGAGAACAGCGCCUACAGCAUCCUGGAGAUUACUGCGGUGGAAGUGGGCGUGGUGGCCAUCAAAGGGCUCUUCUCUGGGCGGUACCUGGCCAUGAACAAGAGAGGACGGCUGUACGCUUCGGAGCACUACAAUGCAGAGUGUGAGUUUGUGGAGCGGAUCCAUGAGCUGGGCUACAAUACGUAUGCCUCCCGCCUGUAUGGCACAGGGCCCAGCGGGCUCGGGGCUCGGCGGCAGCCUGGUGCCCAGAGACCUUGGUACGUGUCUGUGAAUGGCAAGGGCCGGCCACGCAGGGGCUUCAAGACCCGCCGCACACAGAAGUCCUCCCUCUUCCUGCCCCGAGUGCUGGGCCACAAGGACCAUGAGAUGGUGAGGCUGCUGCAGAGCAGCCAGUCACAAGCCCCAGGAGAGGGCAGCCAGCCCAGACAACGGCGGCAGCAGCGGCAGAAGAAGCAGAGCCCAGGAGACCAUGGCAAGAUGGAACCCUCCUCUCCUAGGGCCACUCCAGGCACCCAUCUGGAGACAGGUGAAUCAGCUGUGGCCUGAACGGUCUCCCUAAGAACUCUCUGAGGUCAACCCCUCCAGGCACCCAGGAUCCUCGUGGAGGCCUGGCCUCCCCACCUCAUCACUGGGUUGGCUGCUUGGGGGACCAAGAAUUUGCUUGUCUUUGGUGGCUUUCAAAGAGCAAGUGCCAGCAGCUGAGGGACUUGAAUCAAAGCUCCUGGAAGACUCAAAGUUCAAGACGUAUGUGGGAUUACAUGGGAGGGAGCUUUUAUUGCAGGGGUGACCCAAAGCCCUGGUGGAGCCCAGCCAGCGACAGGCAGUCCUGGCAACCUGAGGCAGUGGGCAGUGGAAGGGGCUGUAAUUCAAACAUUAAAUGUGUCGCCCUGUCUUGCUAUUUAACAGCUGGGAUACAGGCUGAGGAUACCUUCAGACUCUGACUGAGACAUUCUGCUGAGGGUGGGGAAGGCAGUGGUCUGUGGGCUUCACUGCAAUGUGUCAGGCAGGCUAUGUACAGAGAAAGGGCUGAGGUGCUGCAUGCAUGCAUGUGCAAGCAUUCAUGAGUUCUUGUGUUUGCAAAUAUCCACAAGUGUGUGUAGAAGAGUGUUGCUGUAUUUCCAAGAGGAUAUGUGUGUGUACGAGGCAUGCAACACACACUGACCCUGGACUUCUGACUUCCCGGCUUCUGUGUAUGGGUGAAAUGUGUUUCCAAGUGUAUAGUCUGUGUGGAUGGAGAGGAGAAAAGAGGUUUGCUCAGUUUUAGGAUCC
This is a messenger RNA of Onychomys torridus (southern grasshopper mouse), 1645 nucleotides long. RefSeq names its product fibroblast growth factor 3 (gene Fgf3). NCBI's taxonomy places the organism in Eukaryota, Metazoa, Chordata, Mammalia, Rodentia, Cricetidae. Gene Ontology annotation, molecular function: growth factor activity; fibroblast growth factor receptor binding. The transcript is spliced from 4 exons. Gene Ontology annotation, biological process: cell differentiation; positive regulation of protein phosphorylation; regulation of cell migration. The record is from RefSeq and is a predicted model, not a curated record. The coding region runs from base 176 to 922 and encodes 248 amino acids. Gene Ontology annotation, cellular component: cytoplasm.